AUGCAAACUCUGUUCUUCAAACUAAAGCGUCUCAAAGCUAGAUUGAAAUCUCUUAACCAUCACUUUUAUAGUGACUUAUCAGCCCGAGUUAAGCAUAAAAAGGUUGAGUUGGAACAUCAACAACUAAAAUCUUUAAGAGGAGAUGCUACCAUAUACCAAGAGCUUCAAUUACAAAGAGAGCUUCCACUCCUUGAAGAGGCUGAAAAUUUGUUUUUAAAACAAAAGGCCAAAGUUCAAUGGCUCAAAGAAAGAGACAAAUGCACCAAAUUUUUCCAUUCGGCUAUGGCUUCUAAGAACAAGAGGGACACUAUUAGAGUCCUUGUUGAUGAUCAUGGAAAUAAACUUGAAUCUUUCGAUGAUAUGGCUAAAGAAGUGAUUAGGUUUUUUACUAAGUUGAUUGGGACUGUAGAUCCAGGAGUCAAAGAAUGUGACCCCAACAUUUUAAAACAUUUGCUACAAUUCUCUUUGCCUACUGAUGCUUCCAAUGCUCUUGUAAAGAAACUUACAAAGGAUGAAAUUAAAGAGGUUUUUUUCAGUCAAGGUAAUGAUAAAGCACCAGGACCAGAUGGCUACACUCCCUAUUUUUUCAACAUUACAUGGUCUAUUAUUGAAAAUGAUGUGGUGGCUGCUAUUACUCAAUUCUUCCAGGAAUCUUUCAUGUUACCUGCUUUCAAUGCAACAAGUAUUACUCUGGUCACCCUCCUGGCACAAGAACUUGUAAAGGGCUAUGGUAGAAAAACUAUUUCCCCACGAUGUUCACUGAAAAUCGACCUUCAUAAAGCUUUUGACUCUCUACACUGGGGCUUUAUUUCUACUGUCCUAACUGCUAUUGGACUCCCUAGAGCUUUCAUUAACUGGAUUGCAGCUUGUUUCUCUGUUGCUCGUUAUUCCAUUUCAUUUAAUGGAACCUUAAUUGGUUACUUCAAAGGUGCAAGAGGUCUCAGACAAGGUGACCCUAUUUCACCUCUCUUAUUUGUCCUAUCCAUGAACGUACUCUCUAAAUUACUUAACAAGGCUGCUCAAAGAGGAUUAUUUGGUUAUCACCCUCGUUGCAAAAAAAUUGAGUUAACUCAUCUUAACUUUGCUGAUGACUUACUUAUUUUCUGCAAAGGAAAUGUGGAGUCUGUUGUGGGUGUUAUUAGUGUUUUAGAGCAGUUUUAUGAAAUUUCUGGUCUCAAACUAAAUGCUCACAAAUGUGAAUUAUUUGCUGCUGGAAUUUCACCAAGUUGCUUGCCAGUUAGAUAUUUGGGUGUUCCCUUGGUAUCGAGGAAGCUUUCAGAUAAAGAUUGUGUGACUCUUAUUGACAACAUCAGGGAUCGUUUACACAAGUGGUCUAGAAGACAUUUGAGCUAUGUUGGUAGAUUAGAACUUAUUAAAUCUGUUAUGUUGAGCAUUACAAAUUUAUGGUGUAGACAGCUUAUUCUGCCACAAUCUGUGCUUAGCCGAAUUGAGCAGCUAUGUUCGCGUUUUUUCUGGAAAGGUUCGGACAAGUCUGCUACUGGUGCGAGAGUAAGCUGGGAAAAGCUUUGCCUCCUUAAAUCUGAAGGAGGGCUUGGACUUAAGGACAUCAAAUCCUGGAAUAAUGCUUGUAUGAUGCAUUUGAUCCGAAAUUUACUAGCGAGUGAAGGUUCCUUGUGGAUUGCCUGGAUCAAAAAUUAUGCAAUCAAGGAUUCCGAUUUUUGGAAUAUGAACGAUUCUAUUAAUACUACUUGGAGCUUUCGACGCUUACUUAGAAUGAGACUCCAAGCUUUCCAUGUGCUAACAUCCGGUGUGCAGAAAAUUAAGGAUAUUUGGCUACUGAUUCGAAACAAAGGGGCAAAAGUGGCGUGGCGCAAACUGAUCUGGUUCCCUCUCCAUAUUCCUAAGUUUAGUAUUAUUGCAUGGAUGGCCUUAUUAGACAGACUCCCAACUAAAGACAGACUGAAACGUUUUGGGUUUGAUAUCGAUGACAAAUAUGUGCUUUGUAAUGACUCGAUGGAAACUAGAGAUCAUUUAUUCAUUCAAUGUCCUCUGGCUAUUUCUCUAUGGGAUGCGGUUAUCAUUCUCAAUAGCAUGCGAAGGACAUCACGUACAUGGGGAAAUCACUUAGCUUGGGAUUGUGAUGCUUGGAAAGGUAGAUCCUUGCUCACUACAAUUUUGAAAUUAGCUUGGACAACAUUUAUUUAUACUGUUUGGGAGGAGAGGAACAAGAGGCUAUUCCAGGGAUGCUCACGGAAUUUUGAAGCAUUACUCUAUGUUGUAAAACACAUUGUUGUUAUCCAACUAAGGGGUAGAAGUAUUAAUAGGAAUGAUAGUGUUAAUACUAUGAUUUGUAAUCAUUAG
Molecule: messenger RNA, 2322 nt
Organism: Hibiscus syriacus
Lineage: Eukaryota; Viridiplantae; Streptophyta; Magnoliopsida; Malvales; Malvaceae
Exons: 3
Coding region: 1-2322 (773 amino acids)
Source: RefSeq, a predicted model, not a curated record